Messenger RNA from Leopardus geoffroyi (Geoffroy's cat), 4943 nucleotides. It is a transcript of the gene SPICE1, whose product is annotated as spindle and centriole associated protein 1. Gene Ontology annotation, cellular component: spindle; centrosome; centriole. The coding region runs from base 2118 to 4706 and encodes 862 amino acids. Gene Ontology annotation, biological process: regulation of centriole replication; mitotic spindle assembly; metaphase chromosome alignment. Lineage: Eukaryota; Metazoa; Chordata; Mammalia; Carnivora; Felidae. The transcript has 18 exons. The record is from RefSeq and is a predicted model, not a curated record.
GCCUAGGCAACAUCCCGGAAGUGGCGGGCUACGUUAACCUGUGGCGGGCCCGGCCGUUCUGGAGCCUGAAGUUUUAGAGGCGGUGGAGGCAGCCGUCGGGAAACGGCAAGGCAGGUUGCGAUGACGUGGCGGAGGCCUUCAGCCUGCAGCCCGACCGAGUCUUAGGGACCGGGCUACAGGGCGGGGAGAACGGUGGUGGCGUCUCCCUUCUGUUCCCUAGAGCUCCGGGCGUCUGGGUGGAGGAUCUUUACUACGGAAAGCGCACGGCGACUCUGUGUUUUGCUAGUGUGUGUGCGUGUCAGGUUGCGUGUCUGGGUGUGUUGCUGUCUGGCACGCUCCCCUGACGCGUACCCUGAGUGUGCGCACCGCUGUCGGGCACUUGUGCGCAGAGCUGAGAGUUGAGGCUACCCUGUUGUAGCUUUUAAGGAGUUUACAGUCUAGUAGGAGACAGACUGACUACCCAGGGUACUUGGGGACUGGGAGGGUCAUUUAGGUCGACUGAUGGCCAGGAAAGAGUGUAUCAUGAGGGACAACUUGAAUGAGUGGGUUAACCGCGUGGAAGGAAGGCAGUGAAAGUCUGAAGGGUGUUCCGCGCGGAACGUAAAGAAUGGGUGAAACUACUCAUGAAGACGAGAGCUGAAUGUUUGGGAGAUGUGAGGAGAAAAGACUGGAAAGAAAAGUCAGCCGGGCCACAAGGCAGGGAGAGGGUCCGAGUGCCUAGCUGAGUUGGAUUCCUUUCUGCAGGAAGGAGCCAUUAAAAUCUUUUGGGGAAGAAAGCAAAGGGCUGAGAGCUAUAUUGCAUUCUUACAUCUGGGUAGAGGAUUGAUUGAAAGGACAGUGUUUGGACUUGUUUCCCUUUCAUCAGUUUUCCACUAGUCAAAUCUCAUCAUAAUUUACCUUAUCUAAAAUCCUCCAGUGACUUCCUAUGGGUUCUUUAGGAUAAGUGUUCAAAUUACUGUAGCUUACAAAGCCAUGAUCUGGCCUCCGCCUUUCUUUUUAUCCUCUUUUUAGCCUCUCGCCUCAAAUCUGUUAUUCAAACUGCUCAAACCACUUGUAAAUGCCUUUUCUGCCACCGGAAACAUUUUUUCCCCCACUUCUAGCUUUAUUCAUACAUUAGCUCUCAGCUUAAACAUUUUGGGGGCAAUUAGAGGAAUGCAGUGGUCUUUUCUUACUUUGUAGAGUAAGGUAUUUCCAUGAUACUGAAUUUACUUUCUGUGUUACCCAUUUAUUGUAAUUACUCAUUUAAUUGUGGUCUUCUGAUAAACCCUAAGCUCUGUGAGGGUGCAGCCUAUUGUACUUUCUUUCUGUAUCUCGUGCCUGGUGCUUGGCAGGUGCUUUCAAAAUAUUUGUUGAAAUAACGGAUAAUGAAAUGAGCAAAUGGGUGAAAGGAAGUUCAAUUAGGAGAAAUGAGAGCUUGGACAAAAACAGUGGUGGUAGAAAUGAAGUGGGGAUAGGGGACAGACAUAUUUCAGGGAAAGAAUGAAUAGAUCUGGUAUCUGAUUGGAACAGAAGAUGGUGCUAAGGUUUUAAACCGGAGCAACCAGAAGGAUGGUAAUUCUGUUGAAGUUCGGAGCACGCCAAUUGUGUAUCAAGAACUAGAGGUUGGCGGGGAGGGAGGAGCAUGGAUGAUAAGCUGUAUUUUGACUACACUGUAUGUGAGAUAUUUGGAAGAUGUGCCCAGAAGGCAGUUGGAAAUGAGGUGUGUUGAGGAAAGGUGUGGAUCCUUGAUUUGUGCUGGUUUGCCCAGUGCAUUUGUAGUUUUGCUUAAGGGUGUGGGUGAGAUCACUGAGGGAAGAGGUGAACUGCCUAUUGGUGAUCUAGCAAACAAGCUCCAUAAGAAUUGGCACCGUAUUAGACCUGUUUACUAUUUUAUCGCCAGUGUCAUCCAAAAAGAAUUAUUGCAUGAAGAGAGAGGGUGUCCGGUGGAAAGACAAGAGGAUUGGGAUACAACUGGGUGAGGCUUCUUGGUUAUGUGAUAUCUGAGGAGGCACCAACAGAGCCUGCAAAGAAAAGGAUAGAUGAAUAGGAGAGAAACCAGGAGGAAGAGUGCCAUGGAAGUCAAGGGAGGGGAGGGCUUCCAGGAGUGGGAGUCUGUAGAGUUGGAAAGGGCUUAAAAGAUGUCACUUGUCAGAGUGAACCGUUAUGGUACCCGAGGAGGAGGAAGGAAAGCGCUGAAAGUAAAGAAGAAGAAAACGUCAGUGAAGCAAGAAUGGGAUAAUACUGUGAAUGAUCUUACAGUUCAUCGGGCAACUCCUGAGGAUCUGAUACGUCGUCAUGAAAUACACAAAUCAAAGAACAGAGCAUUAGUACACUGGGAACUGCAAGAAAAAGCUUUGAAGAGAAAAUGGAAGAAGCAGAAACCAGAAAUUUCUCAUCUUGAGAGAAGGAGAUUAUCUAUCAUGAGGGAGAUUCUUUCUGAUCAAUACCAGAUGCAGGAUGUUUUGGAAAAAUCUGAUCAUUUGAUGGCUGAAGCAAAAGAUCUAUUUGUUGAUUUUCCUCGAAGACGCACAGGGUUUCCGAAUGUAACAGUGGCUCCUGAUUCCUCUCAGGGUCCCAUCGUGGUAAAUCAAGACCCUGUCACCCAGGCCAUUCUUAGUGAAUCUGUCAUAGAGCCUCAGGCUCUUAAUGAAGUAGAUGAUGAAGAAGAAGAAGGAACCGUUAACAGCCAGUCUGGAGAAAGUGAGAGUGAAUUGGAUAACUCUAUCAACUCUCUGUCAAAUACGAAUGUAGACAGGUUUCUCCACCAACUAAAGGAAGAUAAUUCUGACUUAAUUAAAAAAUUGUGGACUGAUAUUCAGCAGAAAAUAACAACACAGUCACAAGUAACAACCCUUCCAGAAACUCCAUCAUCUGCUCCUCCAUCAGGGGAACAAAACGCUGCUCUGAAUGCUACCAAUGCUGUCAAGAGAAUCCACACCAGGCUUCAAUCUGAAGAAUCUACUGAGACUCUAGACUCAAGCUAUGUUGUGGGACAAGUGCUGAACUCAAGGAAGCAAAAACAGUUGUUAAAUAAAGUGAAAGGAAAACUGGAUUCUCAUGCUCCUUCCAAGCAGAAAAAGAGCGUACUAACAGCUAGCACAGCCUCCACAGACUUACCAAAUAGCAAUAAUUCCAGCCUGGAUGUCCUCAAACACAUGAUAAAUGAAGUGGAACAUGAAAUGGAAGAAUAUGAACGGUGUACAGGACGUGAGGUCAAGGGACUGCAAAGUAGUCAGGGUCUCACAGGCUUCACUCUGUCUCUGGUGGGCUCCCUCUGUCGCCUGGUUCGGUACCUUAAAGAGAGUGAGCUCCAACUGCGUAAAGAAGUGGAGACAAGGCAGCAACUGGAACAAAUGUUAGGUGAUCAUCGAGAGCUCAUUGAUGCUCUUACAGCUGAAAUUCUUCUUCUCAGAGAAGAAAAUACCGCAACCCAGGCAAGGCUUCAGCAGUACAUGGUCACAACAGAUGAGCAACUUAUAUCGCUCACACAUGCCAUGAAGAACUGUCCUGUGAUAAAAAGCAAUGAAGAAAAUCAGGCAUCAGAAAGGGGAUCUACAAGUAGGAAAAUUAUAGACAGUCCAGAGGGCCCAGCUGUAAAUGCUGAUGUCUCUGUGCCGUUGGUGUUCCGAGGGGAAGAAGUGGCUGCAUUGGCACAGGAAGACUUGCCUGUUAAACUGUCUCAGGUGCCAGCCCCGCCGGGUAGUGCGAACGUGGCCACCAGUUUUCCGGCACAUGUAUUUGAGCCAGCUGUGUUGUUAACACCACCCAGGCAGAAGAGCAGCUCCGGAUUCUCUCCCUUGCAGGAAGUAUUGAGGAGGACUGUUCAAACUCGCCCUGCUCCACAAAUUCCUCCAACUGUGGAAAUAAUUGAGAAGGAACAAAAUUGGGAAAGGAAGACUUUACCUACUGGCACAGACAAUCAGAAUCCAAAUGAAGAAAGUCACCUCUUCACUCAGAGGUGGAGGGUCUCUCACAUGGGGGAAGAUCUGGAGAACAAAGUCCAGGCUCCUUUUGUUAACCUCUCACAGCCCUUCUACAGUUCCCAUUCACACACUCAGCAGGCCAGAAACCCCGAGUUCUCAGAAGAGCCCCCGGUACUGGGAGAGGGGCAACAGCUUAGAGCAAAUGAGGCGUUAAUACAAAGAAAGGAGAUCAUGGCCCGGAUCGCAGAGUUGACACUGCAGAACUCAGCUAUCAAAGCACAUCUGAAUAAUAUUAUUGGGCCAGGAGGAGAGCAAGGGGAUGGACUUCGGGAAUUAAACAAACAAGAGACCAGUCAUGCAAGCGACGUGGCUGCAACUUAUCCAACAACACAGCCUUUCACACCAAGUAGCAUGGAGGAACGGAUUGCAGAAUUGAAUCGGCAGAGUAUGGAGGCUCGUGGAAAACUCUUGCAGUUAAUAGAGCAACAGAAACUUAUUGGUUUGAAUCUUUCUUCCCCACCAGUAUCACCUAUUCCAUCACCUCUCAGAGCAUGGACUGAAGGAGGAAAGAGGACGAUUGAAGUAUCCAUUCCAGGAGCAGAAGCCCCAGAAAGCUCAAAAUGCAGUACUAUCUCUCCUACCAGUGGGAUAAAUUCAAGAAGGUCUUCAGGGGCUACUAGUAAUUCUUGUUCUCCAUUAAACGCCACCUCAGGAAGUGGGCGAUUCACUCCUGUUAAUCCAAGAGCAAAGAUUGAGAAGCAAAACGAAGAAGGCUGGUUUGCUCUUUCUACCCACGUGUCAUAAAUGAAGUUAGUUGUACAGUUUGUUCUUGGUAGCAUGUUCUUGAACUUCCACUCCCAUAUCCCUGCCCCUGCAUGCAAGUUUUCACGUCCCUUUAGAUAAAACCUUCAAAGAUCUUGUGACUUAGUACUUAUGGAACAAAGAAUAAAGCAGUUAUUUCAGUUUGGACCUUUGCAAAUAAAUUUCCAACAACUAACCAACGUACAACCUCCUUUGAAUAAAAUUUUGACUAUAGGAAAA